Molecule: messenger RNA, 3146 nt
Organism: Marasmius oreades (fairy-ring Marasmius)
Lineage: Eukaryota; Fungi; Basidiomycota; Agaricomycetes; Agaricales; Marasmiaceae
Exons: 3
Coding region: 289-2139 (616 amino acids)
Source: RefSeq, a predicted model, not a curated record
CAACAAACCAGCCACCACCAGCCACCACCACAACCCACCCACUUUCAACCACCAGCAGUCCCUCAUCCUCGCUCUAGAACAGCUCACUUUUCAUUUCAUUCAUACGGCACUCGAAACUCGAAACUCGACGCCGAGCCAUCUUACCCAGGCACAACCAGUAUUGGCUAUGCGAGUUUAAUCAAUCUGGAGCCUAUAAUCUCAUACUCGAUUGCUGCGGUGACAGAAAACACCCUUCCAGCCUCGCCUUCCCAUCUCCAACCACAAUUGCGAGUGGAAAGCACAACAACGAUGAGCCGGCCUCAACCACCAGCUCGAUUACCUUCAUUCACCAAACGACAUGCCUCUUUUCAUAGCCCAAGAGAAAUACCCUUACCAUCACCUUUGAGUCCCAGGGAUAGCAGAGACUUGGGGGGUAAACAGGGCUAUUUUGAUUUGCCCAAAGAACGAGGGGAGGAACUGAGGAGAGAACGAGAGCAACGCGAACGAGAACGAGAACGGGAUGAAAAGCCAUAUUCAAGGCCAUCACAACACUCGCCUCAUCAUUCAAAAGAGUCAAAUCAUCAUCACAGUCCUCACCAUUCGCUCGACAAGGCUCCCUCCCCUUUACAUAUUCCUUCUCAUCCGUUACAUUCUUCCCCCCAACAUUUUCACUUUGAACCCAGCUUCAUGUCUGUUCUGGAUUCCGAACCCUCGAAACCGACGGGCGAAUCAAUAAAACAUCCCGUUUUCCCUCACCCACGACCUUACUCUUUACCUCACUCUUCCUCUUCACCCCACUCUUCCUCUUCAAACUCUGGCUCAGGUUCAUGUGGAUCUAGUCACACCUCGUCUGAUGCAGUUUCCGGAGGUGUCCACACUGGAGGUCAGGCAAUCAACGGAGCUCCUGGAAGUCAACGAGAAACAAGUAUCAUUGGCCAAAAUAACCCCUACGUCCCAAAUUCUGGCCCGUAUCUUGGUACUAGCACGUGCCUCACAUUGGGCAAACCCGACCGCUCAUCAUCCGCGUCAUUGCCACUACCGGCCCAGAUUCCAUACCAUGUAUUGCCCAGGGUUCAGCUUCUUCCGACAAGGCCGGAUAGCCAUUCGAGUGGAGGCUCUUCCGAAAGCUCUAGUUCCCUACCUUCAGCUGGAUCGUCGUCAAGUCCAGAGUACCCUCAUUUCAAGGAUUCCCCAUUCCCCCACUCACCUAAUUCGUCGUCUUCUUCUCCACAACCGACACUGCCGCCAUUAUCUGAGACCGUCCCAUCUCCAUGUGCCCCAUCUUCUUCCAGUUCUCACCCUCCUGAUUCCAGUGUCGCCUCGACCCUCUCGCACCUAGUCGAUGACGAGUCGAGUAGUAGCUACAUGACAGCCAUGAGGAGGCCUGUAAAACAUCCUCUCAGUCAUCCUCCUGUAAUACUCGAAGAAACACCGUCCACUCUCGGAAGGAGUGCCUCUACGGGUAGUUCCACUGCUCACGCAUAUGCGAUACAGCGGUCUUCUAGCCAAAGCAACCACAACCAGAUCCCUGAAGACGAUUCCAGAACGAACGUCUGGAGAAAUCCACCUCCUGUUCAACCCCCGCGCUCUACACCUUCUCCGCGGUCAAUUGGAAGAUCCGUGAACCCAUGCGAUUUGCCUCCCGUUCUGCCACCUCAGAGAACGACGAGUAGACUCGCUCACAGCAACGGGAGUAGUGGAGAUGGCCAGACUCCAACGCCGAUACCAGCACCGUCAUUGAUGAGCAACUCGUUUAGUGCGCCACCUUCGACUAACAGCACAUUGCCAUUGCCCCGUACACCCCCGAACCCCUAUUCUUCACAGAAUUCAUCUGCUACGUUGAACAAUCCUCCGGCAUACGCGCCAUUUUUAUCGCCGUUACCUCCUCCACCGGAGAGGUGUUGGAUUGAGGUUGAGACGACGCCUACGGCGUACAAGUUGAAUGUCAGGUUAGAGGGAUUUAGAAGGGAUGGAAUAACUCUUGCUACUCGCCGUCGUCGAGUUUUACACGUCGUAGCUGAUAGUUGGGAAUCUGAUGGUGGAGGCCACUUUGAGAGGAGGAUCAGCUUUGGAUAUGAUGCUGAUUUGGUGGGGGUAAGAGCAGAGUUCGAUGGCGAAUGGUUAAGAAUCGUUGUGCCAAGGAGAGCUGGGCUUACAUGAGUUUGAGGUGAGAACGACGUGGGCUGCUGACAAUUCUCUCUUGUCGAAGAAUUUUGUGGUCUCUCGGUCAAUAGGUCUUUACAAGUUCGCCUCUCGAGGACCUGGAUUUUCUACAAGCCACACCACGGACUCUAUCCAUUCUCCUACCGGUCUCUCGAUCUUUCAGCAAAAAAAUCGCUCGCGAUACGUUUCUUUGUAUGAUAUGUUGUUUUUGUCUUGGAUUCAGGCUCUCAUCCCACCUUGGAAGUUUUGGAUCCACAUUCUUCCUGCCAUCACACCACAUUCAAUACCAAUACUUAUCCUUCACAUAGCUUUACAUUACAAUUAUGACCGUUAACGACCUUUCCCUCUUCCUUAUCUAUUCAGUUAUUAUCUCCCUUCUACUUCUCCCACCCUUGUUGGUUUCUUUUUUUUUAAACUACAAACUGUUGCUCGCUUCUUCCAUAGUGUCUUAGGAUCCGCAUCCCCUCUCCUUCCUCCACGGUUGUAUAAAAGCUUAUGCUAGGUAUACCCUACCGAGAGAGGACCCUCCGGAACCCUGGUCCUACCCCCGUGGAGCUCGACAGCGCCCAAGGACAAGCUUCUCCCUUUAGCGGAAUCCCAAUUACUCCUCAACCAUCACCAAUCACCAUUCACAGCGUACCUGCCUCCUCUACCAUACAAUUUUCGACGUCAUUUUCCUUCACUUUAUUCGUUGACGUCUUCUUUUGAGUGGGGCCUCCUCGCAUCCAUUCCCAGCCCCACAAUCAUAGUGAUUGAUUUUUUUUUCGUUGCUGUGGUCAGCAAUCAGUCAACGUCGAAGGGGACUUUUCCGUUGGCAUGGGGGUUGUUCGUUGUUGUAAAGCUUUGGAUCAUAGGAGCUUUGCAGUACGUACUACAGUAUUCGGAGAUUUCAGCAGCUUUUUGUAGGUGCGGUUUUUGGGUGCCUUCGAAUGACGGACUCGAGUAUUUUGCGCCACCUUAUUUUUUUUCUUCCCUUUCUCCACCCUUGUGAUUUGCUGUCCCGA